AUGGACGACUGGGAAGACGAGUACACCGCGGACGGCGUUGCUAUCUACAAGCCUGUAACAAAAUCCUCUGAAUGGAAACCGCCGUGCAGUGACAGUCUCAAGGAAAAUGUUUCUUUCGGUGUAAGAAAUGGCGCCAGGUUUGGAGCCCCGAGAGAGUGGAGAGCUCAUCGUGGCACCGAGAAAAGAAGCUGGAGGGACGGGGGCGAAGGUCGUCCGUUUCCCCGGAGCACGGAGCGCGAAGGCCCGCCGGGCAGACGACCCUUUGAAGAGGAAAACUACAACUCACCUGUGACGAUACACGUGGAGAAUGCCUUAGUUGGAAGGAUUAUUGGUCGUGGAGGAGCGAAAAUCCGUGAACUUGAAGAGAGCAGUGGUGCAAGAAUUAAGAUAAACAAUGGAGACGAUGAGGGUGAAGUGCUUAUCUUUGGGUCGUCAGAUGCUCAGCAGAAGGCCAAGGAAAUGAUUGAAGAACUGGUUGCAGAUGGCAGCUCUCGUUUUCGCAGUGGUCCAGAAGGGGGGGACUACUACAGAGGAGAAGGAGGAAGUGAUGGAGGAGUUGGUAAAGGCUCUGUGUGGUCUGCUACAGCAUUGCGCACUGCAAGCGAGGCCCAGCCCAGUGAAAGCAUAGACUGGAACGCCAUCCGGGAGAACAAGGACAAGUAUGCUGCCAUGAAGUGGAAGGACCUCCCACCAUUGAAGAAGCAUUUUUACACUGAGGCAGAAAGUGUUUCCAUGCUCACAGAGGAGGAAGUCAGUGAGUGGAGGAAAGAGAAUAACAAUGUCUUUGUGGACGACCUGAAAGAGGAGGGGAAGAAGAGGCCAAUCCCCAAUCCCUGCCGCGUCUUCCUGGAGGCAUUUGAGCCCUAUCCAGAGAUCAUGGAAAAUAUUGAACGUGUUGGCUUUGUCAAACCAACUCCCAUCCAGUCUCAGGCCUGGCCUGUGUUGCUGACUGGGGAGGACCUGAUAGCUAUUGCUCAGACAGGAACAGGGAAAACCCUAGCCUACCUGCUGCCGGGGUUCAUCCACAUGGAGGGACAGGCUUUACCUAGAGCUGAGUGGGGGGGUCCAGGCAUGUUGGUGCUGACUCCUACCAGAGAGCUGGCCCUGCAGAUAGAAACUGAGUGCAAAAAGUACCGCUUCAAGAGCUACAAGAGUAUCUGUAUCUAUGGUGGAGGGGAUAGGAGAGCCCAGAUCAAGCUGGUGAAGGGCGGCGUGGACAUAGUGAUCGCCACACCAGGCCGACUAAAUGAUCUGCAGAUGAAUGAGCUCAUCAACCUCAGCUCCAUCACCUACUUGGUGCUGGACGAGGCUGACCGUAUGCUCGAUAUGGGCUUUGAGCCCCAGAUUAUGAAGAUCCUCCUGGACAUCCGCCCAGACCGCCAGACUGUCAUGACCAGCGCCACCUGGCCCCCUGGUGUGAGACGGUUGGCAAAUACCUACCUAAAGAACCCCAUGAUGGUUUAUGUGGGCACCCUGGACUUGGCGGCAGUCAACACAGUGCAGCAGACAGUGCUGAUGGUCCGUGAAGAGGAGAAAAAGUCAUAUGUGUUUGACUUUAUCAGAAAUAUGCUGCCUGAUGAUAAAGUCCUCAUCUUUGUUGGCAAGAAGAUUUUGGCUGACGACCUGUCCAGUGACAUGUGUCUGCAGGGUAUGGCUGUGCAAAGUCUGCAUGGUGACCGUGAGCAGUGUGACCGUGAAGAGGCCCUCAAGGACUUCAAAGAGAGUCGAGUUCGUAUCCUGGUCGCCACAGACUUAGCAUCUCGGGGGUUGGAUGUUCAUGACAUCACACACGUCUUUAACUACGACUUCCCACGUAACAUAGAAGAGUAUGUGCAUCGCGUGGGCCGCACUGGACGAGCAGGACGGUCAGGUGCUUCAGUUACCCUGGUAACAAGGGAAAACUGGAGGAUGGCCGCUGAGCUUAUUCCAAUCCUGGAGCGAGCAGGACAGGAGGUCCCUGAGGAGCUGGUUCUUAUGGCAGAGAGAUACGAGAAGCAUAAGAGGGAGAAGGAGGUGUACGGUCCAAGAGGGGGAGGAGGAGGAGGAGGAGGAGGGAGAAGAGAUUUUGGAGGAAGAGGAGGCAGGGAUCGAGGUCAAAACUGGGGAUUCUAAUGCAUGAUUGUUAAUCAGAGUGAAGCAGGAUCUGAAACCGCCUGUGUUCUAACUUCUUUUGGAUGUAUAUGUCAUUCAUUUUCUUUGUUUAGAUUCUUUUAUUUCCUUUUUUCAUUGUACAAUCAUCAAUUAUCAUUGGAGGCAGUUCAUGCACCUUUAUUUGUUUUCCUCCCGUUUUAAAAAUAUUGAAAUCCACAAGUUUGACGUAAAUCUUCAGCCUGUAACUCUCCAACCACAGCAGUGUGCAGUAUCACCCUGAACAUUUUGUUAUGUCAUUUUCUGAUUUGUGAUGAAAAUA
Molecule: messenger RNA, 2410 nt
Organism: Labrus bergylta (ballan wrasse)
Lineage: Eukaryota; Metazoa; Chordata; Actinopteri; Labriformes; Labridae
Gene: ddx43
Product: DEAD (Asp-Glu-Ala-Asp) box polypeptide 43
Molecular function (GO): ATP binding; RNA binding; RNA helicase activity
Source: RefSeq, a predicted model, not a curated record